Messenger RNA from Rhodotorula toruloides NP11, 1749 nucleotides. Its product is annotated as major facilitator superfamily protein. NCBI's taxonomy places the organism in Eukaryota, Fungi, Basidiomycota, Microbotryomycetes, Sporidiobolales, Sporidiobolaceae. The coding region runs from base 1 to 1749 and encodes 582 amino acids. Gene Ontology annotation, biological process: transmembrane transport. Gene Ontology annotation, molecular function: transmembrane transporter activity. The transcript is spliced from 7 exons. The record is from RefSeq and is a predicted model, not a curated record.
AUGGGCGACCCGCUCCAGCGUUCGGGAGCGAGCACGCCCGACGGUGUGUCCUGGGACGCUGUCGACGAGGAGAUCUCGUCUCGUGCCAAGUUGUCCGAGGCCCCACUUGAACUGGUCGAGGAGGAAGAGGAGGACGAACACCGGCUGGGAGACGGUGCGGGCGACAGCGAUGGCUAUGGGGAGUCCAGUCUGGCUACCCACGACGCUCUGGCCCGUCGGCGCAUCCUCAUGCUCGCUUGUGCUUGUUUGCUGUCCGUCGGGAGUCACUACUCGUCUUACGUCCUCGGCCCGAUCAAGCGAAGCCUCGGGACGAGCGAGUCGGGCUUCGCGGCCCUCAUUUCGUCCUUCGAACUCCUCAACACAAUAAGCCCGCUCGUUUCCGGCUUCCUCGUUCCAAAGUACGGCGCCGCGGUCUGCGGACUCGUUGCGACGGGCGCGGUCCUGCUGGGUCAGCUCGUCGUCUGCUUCGCCGAGGGGAGAGACGGCGGCGCAGCAGGCAACAUCCCCGGAAUGGUCUUUGGCUUGCUCAUCUUCGGCGCCGGCACAUCUCCCUUGGCCGUUGUCCAAGAAACGAUUAUCCUCCAAAACAUCUCUGCGUCUUCACGCUUCGUCGCUCGUUCCGUGGCCGCAGGGCUCGUCCUUGGCAAGACAGGCUCCUUCGCCGCCGGCUUCACCUCCGAACGCCUAUACUCGAUCUCGCCUCGCCUCCCAUUCUUGACGGCCACCAGCCUCGCUCUCUUCUCCUUCUCGGCAUGUGUCAUGUACGCGAUACUCGAGCGCUCUACGCACAAACACGCUCCCUCGUCGAUGAAAGCGGAUCUUCACUCGCAUCAUCGCUCGCUUCGCCUUUCCGCCCUCGCGGGCUUCGGCAUGCCUUUCUGGUACUACAUCGCAGUCUGCGCUCUCGCCGGAACGUGGUACACGACGCAGCAUCUCUCCUCGCACAUCCUUCAAGCCGUCUACGGCAUCUCGGAAUCGCAUGCAAGCGCGACCGCUUCGCUUAUCUUGGCUACGCCCAUCUUUCUCUACCCGCUCAUCGGCUACGCAGUCGACAAGCGACCUCAUCUCCUCGAACGCAUCUGGCUCGCCGUGCCUUGCUUGACCGCCUCGAGCUACUUGAUCCUCCUCCUUCUCGCACCCAUCGUUCCGCCUUCUCUCGCUCUCUUGCCCGCCGCGCUUGGAAUCGGCUGCGGCCCGCUCCUGCUCGUCCUCGUCGUACCUCGCAUUGUUGAGCGGCAUCAAGCACCCACCGCCCUCGGCGCGCACAAGUCGCUCGAGAUGUCCGGCGCCAUCAUCUUCCAGACGUUCGCCGGCGCCCUCCUCACGCUCGGGCACCGUCGAGGCGAGGUACCGGAAGACGAGCAGGACGAGGACGCGAGUGGGGCUUUGACGCUUCUUGCGGUCGGCGCGCUCGUUCAGGUCGCCGUCGUCGCGAAGUGGUGGCACGCUAUACGACAGCGAACGUCGGAAUCAGCGGCAGGAGCAGGCGCGGCGAGCGCUGCCCGGCUGUCGCUCGACGGUGUAGCAUCGGAGAUGGAGGACAGCGGAGACGAAGCGAGACGCGGGUUGCUCUCGGACGCUUCGCCCGUCUCGCGUGCUCACUUCGACAGUCUGGACGCGGAGGACGGGACCGAGGAGAUGAGCUGGAAGAAAGGUCAGGAUUUGGCAUGGGGUAGACGAGCGCUCUUUCUUGCCGGAGGAACGGUCGUCUUUAGCUGGCUGUGCUUUGUGGGCAACUUGCUUAUGUAG